AUGGAAUUUCUUAAUCUUGAUUGGCUUAAUAAAGUUGACGUAAAAGUUCAAAUUGGCGAAUCGGCCGAAUCACCAUCGAAAUGUAUAUUAGUUUCUAAGCUAGGUCGUACUAAAAAUUUAUCAGAAAUUCGUAAUACAUUAAAAGAAAAAACUGUAAUGGAUGAUACAUUAUUAUUUGCAAAAAAUAAAAAUAACAUGUUGGUUGAAAUACCAAGAGAUGAUGAAAAUGAUUAUACUUUAAAUGGUAUUAUAAGUGAUGAAACUUUAUAUUUAACAAAAAGUUUAGAACCUGAUUGGAAAACUUUAAAUGAAAACCGUAAAUUAGAUUUUGGACGUAUUGUAACAUUAGAUGGAUUUGAGAUUGCCGAUCAUAGAGCAUUUGAAUUAAAGAGUUGUGAAAUGGAAAAAUUUGGUGCUAAUGGUUAUCGGGUAGGAAACUUUAAAUAUAGUUCGAGUGAUGAUAAAAUGAUGAAAACAAACUUGUUUCUUACUGCAGACGCUGAUGUACAGGAUUUUGUAAAAUUAGGGAUAUCAUUUGGGAGGUCAAAGAAUGAAAAAUCUAAAUUAGAGAUCAACUCAACUUGUAAAUUCAUAGAGCUUAAUAAAAUAUCUUUAAAAUUAAAUAAAUUGGAGCCAAAAGAAGAAUUUAUAAAAGAAGUAGAAGAAGCUAUUAAAUCUAAGGAAUUUAAGAAAAUUACUGAGAAGUUUGGUCAAUUCAUUUCAACGGAAGUUAAUUUGGGCGGAAGAGCUUAUUUUGAAGAGUCAAAAAAUUUUGCGGAAAAUUCUAAAGAAGAUGCUAAUAAGGCUGCUAUGAGUGCAGGUGCUGGAACAUCAAAAAUCAAGGUAGAGAAUACUUUAAUAUACUCAAAAGGAAAUUCUAGUAGUUUCGAAUAUGAAUUUUUUAAAUUACUUGGAGGGGAUUCUAAUUUUGAAUUUAAUGAAAAGGAUUGGGCUCAAUCUUUGGAUGAUUAUAGUAAAUGGGAUUGUGUAAAAUACAAAAAUCCGACUAGCAUUUUCCAACUCUUACCUGAUAAUUUGCGUGAGAGUAUCUAUUUAUCAGUCGGAAAAAAAAUUCUUUACUUGAAGACAGAAGAUUUUGAUUUUAAUUAUACGAGUGGUAAAAUAGGAAUAUUCGAAUUAAGAAAUAUUCCACAAUAUAUUUCAAAAAUACUUCAAGAUGAAAGAGCUAAAUGCAACAUCUUUGCAACUGUUGUUGAUACAGGAGAAACAAAAAAUGUUAUUUUUAGUUGGAGAAUUCAAUAUCCGUCAGAUAAAAAUGAACAUCCACGCAUAAUAAUUCAUUGUUUUAAAGGACCCAAAAAACAUAAAUACAAUUUGAAAGUUAAUUGGAUGAUUAUUGGUUAUGAUAUAAAUUUCAAUUUCAUUCUUUCAGAUUUUAAUAUUCAACUAGAAGUACUAGAAGAUCAAUUUGAAGCAUUAACCAGUACACCAUCUAAAGAUAAUAAAAAAGUCUUAGAUUUCGAGCAUGAUUCGGAUAUCCUUUGUUUUGGAAUUCCUGUAUUAAAUAACUUUAGUUUUUCAAAUAACUCACUUGUUAUUGGACAUCAUUUUUUCAAGGUUCAAGAAAAAAAUAAAAUAGGAAGAUACACAUUUUCAUACAGUUUGAAUGAUAAUAAUUAUGUUAAUUUGCCCACUUUUACCUUUUAUACACUUAUCAUCUCAAAUUUCCCAACUUCUAAUGCUUAUGGGACAUUACCUUUUGAGUGUCUUAAAUUUAGAUUGAAAAAACAUAAUUCAUUAAAAGCGACUGAAUUAAAUUCUUUAAAAUCAAAUUGCACAUCUUUGAUGCCAAAAUAUAUUAGUUUACUUUCAACAGGAGAAAAUAAUUGUGGACCAAUUUUAUUGAAACAAAAAUUCAAUGAGAUCAAAGCAAAGUAUCUUAAAUCUUGCGAAAAUGAAGCCUGUAUUUGUAGAAAAAAUGGAAAGAAUGAUCUGGAAUGCGUGUUCUUUGAUCCGAAUCAAGGUAUUUAAAGCCACUCCAAUUAAAAUUAUGGUUAAAAAUAUGGAAAGGAG
Rhizophagus irregularis DAOM 181602=DAOM 197198 is the source of this 2034-nucleotide messenger RNA. RefSeq lists its product as uncharacterized. Lineage: Eukaryota; Fungi; Glomeromycota; Glomeromycetes; Glomerales; Glomeraceae. The record is from RefSeq and is a predicted model, not a curated record.